UGCGAUCAAGAAAUUUUAUUUUUCUGAAAGGUGGAACAAAACAUCAAGUUUGUGUCGGGAAAUUUGGAAAAAUUUUCGAUCAUAUAUAAAUUUGUUGAAAUAAUGUACUAAAAUGGAUAUCGUAAAGGAAGUGUUAGAAAAACAACAACGUGCAUUGGAAAAAUAUAAACCAAUCACUGUAGAUAAACAUUUGGAAGUCCGACUAGAUAUUGGUUCUUUACUGUGCACUGACCCAAAUGAUUUGGAUGCGAAUGAACUUAGAAAUAACAGAGAGCAGUUCUUGCUUGAUGUAACGCGUGACAAUACGCAGUUGCUUAUUAAUGCAAUUUGGGAUCUUCCGACUGAGCGCGUUGACGAAUGCAUUGUGGCGCAGUUACCGGAACCAACUACUGUCUUGCCUCGUCUGCGGAAGGUGCCCGGGCCUAAGCCUUUAACAAAAUGGGAGAAGUUCGCGAAAGAGAAAGGUAUUAAGAAGAAAAAGAAGGACAAGAAGAAGUACGAUGAAAUACUUGACAAAUGGGUGCCAACAUAUGGAUUUAAACGUGCGGAUGCUGAGAAAGAAAAGGAAUGGGUCAUCGAAGUGCCCAAAAAUGUGGAUCCCAAUGAAGAUAUGUUCCAGAAAAAAAUUGAUUUGCGUAAUGAAAAAGUGGCCAAGAAUGAAAUACAACGCAUGAAAAACAUUGUACGAGCAAAAAAGGUAGAAGUACCGCGUGGUGGAUAUUUCGGUCCAGAGGCUGCUUCCUCGGGGCAGUUGCUUACUGCAGUAACUGUUGCUAAGUCAUCUACAGCCUCCGUUGGAAAAUUCCAAAAUAAAUUACCCAAGGAAAAGGAAGCGCGUGGUAUUGGUGUAAAAGAAUUGAUACCUGGAGCGAAACGUAAAGCAUCCCACAUCGGUCCACAGCCAGAAAAGGAGGUUAAUUUGGAUUUGAUUAAGAGUGUACUUAAUAAAAAACCGAAAUAUGACAUUGAAAAGGCGAUUUCUAUACAAAAGAAUGAAAGUAAACUAGAGAGGGAAGCUGAUCCUACUAAUAACGUAAAGAAGGGGAAAAAAGGAAAAGGAGGCAAGAGAAGUAAAGGCCACGGUAAAGGUGGGAAAAAACCUAAAGGCGGACGUGGACAGCGUGCACCUGGAAAAAAGGUUGCUGUGGGUAGAAAAAGGCGAUAGAUAUUUUUUGUACAUAAACUAAUUAAUUUUAUAUUUAAGUAAAUAUAAGUUAAUAUGAAAAAAACCAACAAUAAUGAAAA
Messenger RNA from Anastrepha obliqua, 1245 nucleotides. Its product is annotated as ribosome biogenesis regulatory protein homolog. Gene Ontology annotation, molecular function: protein binding. The coding region runs from base 113 to 1165 and encodes 350 amino acids. The record is from RefSeq and is a predicted model, not a curated record. Gene Ontology annotation, biological process: endonucleolytic cleavage in ITS1 to separate SSU-rRNA from 5.8S rRNA and LSU-rRNA from tricistronic rRNA transcript (SSU-rRNA, 5.8S rRNA, LSU-rRNA); ribosomal large subunit export from nucleus; ribosome biogenesis. The transcript has 4 exons. Gene Ontology annotation, cellular component: nucleus; preribosome, large subunit precursor; nucleolus. NCBI's taxonomy places the organism in Eukaryota, Metazoa, Arthropoda, Insecta, Diptera, Tephritidae.